Messenger RNA from Durotheca rogersii, 2237 nucleotides. Its product is annotated as 2-oxoisovalerate dehydrogenase alpha subunit mitochondrial precursor. NCBI's taxonomy places the organism in Eukaryota, Fungi, Ascomycota, Sordariomycetes, Xylariales, Xylariaceae. Bases 237 to 1604 code for a protein of 455 amino acids. Gene Ontology annotation, biological process: branched-chain amino acid catabolic process. Gene Ontology annotation, molecular function: oxidoreductase activity, acting on the aldehyde or oxo group of donors, disulfide as acceptor. The transcript is spliced from 2 exons. The record is from RefSeq and is a predicted model, not a curated record.
UUGCGAUUACGUAAGAAAAUAAAGAGUUGGGUUCAGACCCUUUAGUCUCGGCUUCCGGUCUAUACCCUCCUUGCGCUUUACACCGGCUUAAGUGACACUGCGGGUUGUUUGGAUGGUGUCGCUUCUCUCACAUAAACAUCCCUCUUCCCCUCAGUCGUGCUAUCGAGUCAGUUUCAAUGCUUGUCUUUACGUGGAAUAUACUUGAACUUUGAUCCAGAACGCGUAAAGAGCCGAGAAUGAAGGCUCCAAUAAUCUCGGGGGCGUCGUUGCGAAGAGCGGCGGGAUUCGCACCCCGUAGUGCUCGCCCGCCGGGCAGUCGAUGCGUACCCAUCCGGCUGGCUAGCGGUAUAUCGCAACGGCCUGGUGUAAGCUAUUUGUCUUUCCCCGGCGCUGUAAAGAGUGCCUUUACGAGUGACCUCAAAUUCGUAUUACCCGCCGAUCUUCCCGCUAUGCCCACGUACCGAGCCGUCGAUCAGGACGGCAAUAUUAUCGACCGCUCGUUCCAGCCCGACCUCGGCGAUGAAGAGGCCAUCAAAUUAUACAAAACCAUGCUGACAGUGUCUAUUAUGGACCUUAUCAUGUUCGACGCGCAGCGGCAGGGACGUAUAAGUUUUUACAUGGUGUCGGCCGGCGAGGAGGCUAUCAGCGUGGGGUCAGCAUCUGCACUGGCCCGAGAGGAUGUGAUAUUCUGCCAGUAUCGCGAGCAAGGAGUCUUCGCCCAACGCGGCUUUACUUUGAAGGACUUCAUGAGCCAGCUCUUCGCGAACAAGAACGACCCGGCCAGGGGGAGAAAUAUGCCCGUGCAUUACGGGAGCAGAGAGCUGAACAUUCAUACUAUUUCUUCACCGUUGGCUACACAGAUACCCCAGGCGUCUGGUGCGGCGUACGCCCUCAAGAUGCAACGCAUCAACGACCCAUCCCUACCGCCGCGUGUCGUUGCCGUUUUCUUCGGCGAAGGGGCGGCGAGCGAAGGCGACUUUCACGCCGCCUUGAACAUCGCCGCAACGCGGUCUUGCCCGGUUAUAUUUAUAUGCCGGAACAACGGGUAUGCAAUCUCCACGCCGACCUUGGAGCAAUACCGAGGCGAUGGCAUUGCCAGCCGGGGAAUCGGAUACGGACUCGACACCGUACGGGUAGACGGAAACGACAUCUGGGCCGUUAGAGAAGCCACGAAGAAAGCGAGGGAGAUUGCCCUCCAAGAUGGGGGGAAGCCGGUCCUGAUCGAGGCCAUGAGUUACCGUGUGAGCCACCACAGCACGUCCGACGACUCCUUCGCGUACCGGGCCCGGGUCGAAGUCGAAGAUUGGAAGCGGCGGGACAACCCCAUCGCGAGGCUGCGCAAAUAUUUGGAGGCCAAGGGCUCUUGGGACGACGUCAAGGAGAAAGACGCGCGGGAGAGCAUUAGACGAGAUGUGCUGAAGGCGUUCUCGGAGGCAGAGCGGGAGAAGAAGCCGCCGAUUCGGGCCAUGUUUGAGGACGUAUACGAGGAGUUAACCCCCGACCUGAAGGCCCAGAUGCAACAGCUAAAGCAGGUUCUCGAGAAGUAUCCCCACGAAUACGACCUAGGCGAGUACGAGGACGGAAUCGAUAGCUUGAAGCCGUAGGUAGUACCUGGUGUCUACCUGCCCUCGGGCACCCAAUACCUGUACUAUGCGAUAGAAGUAUAUGCCACAGAAGACAAGUACCUACUUACAUCCUAGGCCCGAGACUGUCAGGUGAGGUGGGCAUAUACAUACUCGAUGGUGGAUGUGUGGCGACGAGUUUUCUUAUGAAAAAAAUAUUUCUCCGUCUGAUAAUUGGUAGAUCUAUUGACGAUUGCCAGCGCAUGUCAGCCACGUCGAGCAAAAAGACAAGGAAGAUCUUUACCGAUCGCCAACAGAUAGAAAGUCCGUCGUACCAACUACAACCCAGCGGAGGGAUACAGCUGAAGGCGGCUUAGAGGCAAAUAUAUAUUUUCCAGAAUGCAAAGAGGUAGGUAGCCAGAACCGGAUGUCAAUAGCGGCUACGGAGUGGUUCCCUUCUGUCUCUUCCCCGACACGUAAAGGCGUUAGCUUAAUGGAGGCGUAGGCGAAGGCGAGGAUGAGGACGGCUCUGGGCUGCGGGUCGGAGUCAAUUACUCGAACAUCUCGGGUCCUUCUCUAUCCAUAGGCAUAUAAGGCAUGACACAGUUGACGUAUUUUUACAUAUACAUGAUACGUACCACGCCUCUGCUCAUUUACGGUUGUAUCACAGAUGGC